GUAAUUGCUCAAAAGGGUGGAGACAGGGGACUUGGAAGUCUUAAACUUUAAGUGUUUUCGAACUUAUCGUGGCCAUCAUCAGGGUGAGGCUUUGACACAGCGUAUCAAAAAUGAGUCAGAAAUGAACGUCGACUCGACUACUUCUUGCAGCGUCGUACAACUAGCCACUCCGCUAUUGGUACCCUCAGCGCUCAGGGCGCGCACUAGUCACAACAAGUGACUGACUUCAAUCUACGAAUAUUUUUGCAGAGUAACGCUGAGCUUCUAAAGUUGAACAAAAUGCCACGACCGGUCAAUGUCCGCGUCACUACAAUGGAUGCUGAGCUGGAGUUUGCCAUCCAGGCCACCACAACAGGCAAACAGCUUUUUGACCAGGUGAUUAAGACUGUGGGUGUGCGUGAGGUGUGGUACUUUGGGCUUCAGUACAUGGACAACAAAGGUGUCUUUUCAUGGCUGAAACUUGAGAAGAAGGUUAUGUCCCAGGACAUGAAGAAGGAGGUCCCCUUGCAGUUCAAGUUCCGCGCCAGAUAUUACCCUGAGGAUGUGUCCGAGGAGCUGAUCCAGGAUAUCACACAGAAGCAGUUCUUCCUGCAGGUGAAGGAGGUCAUCCUGAGUGACGAGGUUUACUGCCCACCAGAGUCUGCGGUGCUGCUGGCAUCCUAUGCUGUGCAGACCAAGUUUGGUGAUUUCAACAAGGAGGUCCACAAGUCUGGCUACCUGGCAACAGAGCGGCUGCUGUCACAGAGAGUUCUGGAUCAACACAAGCUUUCCAAAGAACAGUGGCAGGAGAGGAUUCAAGUCUGGCAUGAGGAACACAGGGGGAUGCUGAAAGAGGACUCCAUGAUGGAGUAUCUGAAGAUUGCUCAGGAUCUGGAGAUGUAUGGUAUCAACUACUUUGACAUCAAGAACAAAAAAGGCACAGAGCUCUGGCUGGGAGUAGAUGCACUGGGCCUGAACAUCUAUGAAAAAGAUGACAGACUGACACCAAAGAUUGGAUUCCCUUGGAGUGAAAUUAGGAACAUUUCUUUCAAUGACAAGAAGUUCAUCAUCAAGCCAAUAGACAAGAAAUCUCCAGACUUUGUGUUUUAUGCCAUUCGCCUGCGGGUCAACAAGCGGGUCCUUCAGCUGUGCAUAGGAAACCAUGAGCUCUACAUGCAGCGCCGGAAGCCUGACAGCAUCGAGGUGCAGCAGAUGAAGGCCCAGGCCCGGGAGGAGAAACAUCAGAAGCAGAUGGAGAGGGCCCAGCUGGAGAGUGAGAAGAAGAAGAGGGAGGCGAUGGAGAAGGAGAAGGUGCAGAUGGAGCGGGAGAAACAGGAAAUGAUGACGAGGCUGAAACUGUUUGAGGAGCAAACCGUGAAGGCUGAGAGAGAUCUGAAGGAUCAGCUGGACCGAGCCAUACGGCUGGAAGGAGAGCGUAGGCAGGCGGAAGAGGAGGCGGCUCGGCUGGAGACUGAGCGGCAGGCUGCCAUGCAGGCCAAAGAGGAACUGGUCAGACAGGCCGAGGACCAGAUGAAGAACCAAGAGCAGCUGGCUGCGGAUCUGAUGGAAUACAGUGCAAAGAUAGCCUUGCUGGAGGAGAUCAAGAGACAAAAGGAGGAAGAGUCUGACUCAUGGCAAGUCAGGGCCAGGGAGGCGCAGGAUGACCUGGUGAAGACUCGUGAGGAGCUGCAGAUGGUGAUGACGGCCCCUGUGGUGGUCCCCGCUGCGGCCCCGGCGGUAGAAGAGGACGAACUGGUGAAUCAUGGGAACCACGAGCCAGAUCACGAGGAGCCCGAGGACCACGAGGAGAGCAACAGCAACUACAGUGCCGAGCUGCAGACGGAGGGCAUCGAGGACCACCGCAUCGAGGAGGAUCGCACCACCGAGCUUGAGAAGAACGAGCGCGUGCAGAAGCAACUCAUGGCUCUCAGUUCUGAGCUGGCUACAGCCCGUGACGACACCAAGGCUACAAAGAACGACCUGCUGCACUCUGAGAAUGUGCGUGCCGGCCGAGACAAAUACAAGACGCUGCGUCAAAUCCGCUUGGGCAACACCAAGCAGAGGAUAGACGAGUUUGAGUGUCUGUAAUGCAGUGUUGUGAUGGUAGCUAGCAACAUGUUGUAGGGACCUCCAUCACAGCACCAACCCAGUUGUCUGCCCCUCACCCUUUCCACACACAAACCAACCCAGCCAGUGAAGUGAAGUUAUGGUGUUAGGAGUCAGAUAUUUGUGGUUGUAUAUCCACUCUACGGAGAAGUCUGUCUUAAUUUGAAAAUCAUUGCAAAAUCCUUGUAUUUUACCAUUUUCAUUUUUUAAUAAUUAAAGCACAUGCCAAUCAAAGCAUAUGAGUUUACUUGGUAGACCAUGAAGAUUGAUGUUUGUCUUAAGAAAAUAGGACAGAAAAGUAUGCCUUCUGUGGAAGUAUAGGGUUAUGGUAACUGGAAACAGCAAUCAAACCAAACUCUUAGUGUUGCGGUUACAAAACACAAUAUCAUUUCUAUCUUGAUUUAAGUGAAUUAUGUGAAUAUGUUGCCACUGUCCACACAUGAUGUAACGGUUUACUGAAUAUGCACCAGAGUUUGAAUGCCAUUGACACUAUAUGUUGACUUUAUUUUAUCACAACUGAACCACGAAUAUCUGAAUUUCCUUUAACACAAAGUUUUUUGGGUGUUUAGUAUCAUUUCCAAUCACCUGUCCCUAGAUUAGUAUUGAUACAGUCCACAUAUAACAUUAUUUAAUUACAAACAAUCCUUCAUCCUGCAUACCAUCUCUGAAGUGUCUGCCUUUCAGUUAUUGAUAUUUCCUCCAUGUAAGAAGGCCCUGGUGUUGUAGCUGCUACUAUGACAGCAUCUGCCCAGUUGCUGUUGUAUAUUUGAAACGAAAAGGGCUGAGGUGUUGAGUUUAUGAAAGACAAUAAAGAUUAACCACCAUGUUGUUUAAAA
Clupea harengus (Atlantic herring) is the source of this 2921-nucleotide messenger RNA. RefSeq names its product ezrin a (gene ezra). NCBI's taxonomy places the organism in Eukaryota, Metazoa, Chordata, Actinopteri, Clupeiformes, Clupeidae. Gene Ontology annotation, molecular function: actin binding. The record is from RefSeq and is a predicted model, not a curated record. Gene Ontology annotation, cellular component: cytoskeleton.